Messenger RNA from Brassica napus (rape), 792 nucleotides. RefSeq lists its product as uncharacterized. The coding region runs from base 1 to 792 and encodes 263 amino acids. The record is from RefSeq and is a predicted model, not a curated record. The transcript has a single exon. NCBI's taxonomy places the organism in Eukaryota, Viridiplantae, Streptophyta, Magnoliopsida, Brassicales, Brassicaceae.
AUGGGCAGGCUUAUUGAUAUUACUGGCGCUGUAGGUACUUGUUACCUUGGAGUAGCUCGGAAUGCUCGAGUUAUUGAUGCAGUUGCUCAAUCUCGCUGGAACAUUCGAGGCCAGCGUAGUCGUCACUUUCAUGCUUUAUAUGAGAGUAUCCAGAAUAUUCAGGUGCCGCAGGAAGAUCAGGGGAGGGAUAAGGUUCUUUGGAAACAUGCAGAGGACACUUAUAAAGCGCAGUUCUCAUCGGUUCGAACAUGGGAUCAGAUACGUGUGAGAAAGGCCACUGUACCUUGGAGUAAAUGUGUCUGGUUCACUCAAGGAGUCCCUAGAUACUCCUUCAUUGUCUGGCUGGCUGUUAAGAACAUACUUUCUACAGGAGACCGUAUGCGGACGUGGGGCAUUCAGCAAGGGUGUGUGAUGUGUGGUGAGUGGGAUGAGACAAGGGAUCACGUCUUCUUUGCUUGCCCUUACACAUACUCUGUUUGGGAUAGACUAGCAGGCAGUUUGUGUGGCAGAAGGAUCAAUCCAGACUGGUCGCUUACUCUGCAGUUUGUUACUAACAAUAAUCUUCAGCUUAUGGAUAAGAUCCUACUGAAAAUGGUGUUCCAGACUUGUGUUUACUAUAUGUGGAAGGAGAGUAAUGAGCGCAGACACCAGAGAGGCUUUCGUACGGUGGACCAAGCUAUCCGGAUCGUUGAUAAAGCCAUACGGAACAGGAUCAGCUCUCUUCGUUAUGGGCCGGUUCACCGGUUUGCUGGACUGCUUCAACAUUGGCUUGAAGUAUUUGACAGGACAUAG